This is a messenger RNA of Cadophora gregata, 564 nucleotides long. RefSeq lists its product as uncharacterized. The record is from RefSeq and is a predicted model, not a curated record. The transcript has a single exon. NCBI's taxonomy places the organism in Eukaryota, Fungi, Ascomycota, Leotiomycetes, Helotiales, Ploettnerulaceae. Bases 1 to 564 code for a protein of 187 amino acids.
AUGUAUUCUUCCACAGACUCCGCCAUUCAAAAAUGCACCCAACCCUCUCAAACCUCACCACCAGCUUCGAACUCGACCCGGACACCCUCACCCAAGCGAACCCCACGGCAGAUCCGACAAUCCAAUGUAGCUACCGCACUAUCCUAUCUCCUGGGCCUGCUCUUCUUCACACUCAUAAUCCACGCCUGCGUCCGCUCAGUCAGUAACUCCAAGCCGAAGCAUCGCAAUGACAACGAUGGCCCCGUCCUCGGCGCCAUCUUGUCGUUCAUUCCCGUGGCUUUCCUUGUCGUAGGUAUUGUGACGAGUCUUGACGAGGUGGCGGCUGGGUUGGCUGGUCAAUCGAUCGUCAUUACGAUGAGUGCGGCUGUAGCCGGACUUGCGUGGGUUGUGUUUGGAGUUGGGACUGAAGCAACAUUUCCGAUUUAUCUGGCUUGGGUUAUGUGGCCCGUUGUAGGCGCAUUUAUGGUUGUGGUUUUAGGCGCGUCGGUGUGGGCUUAUGGCUUUGUGGAGGCUAUUGAGGAUGAGAACGAGGGAAAUGAUAGGAAGGGAAGGAACAGCGACUAG